CGUAAGAGUAGCUUCUUAUAUGGAUGUCGAGCCGUACGAUUCGGUAUGUGCCCACGACCUCUGCUCCCGCCCAGCCUCGACCGCCUCGCACCGCUCCCGCACUGCCUCUGCGGGCGCAGCACUUCCUCGCCGAGCUGAGGUAACGAUCAAAAGAACGAGAUGGCAUGCAUGGCCUAUAGAUCCCCCCUCUGGGCGUCUGUGUGUGUAUGUGUGUGUGCCUGUGCAGCGGUGAGGCGCAGAUAUGGAUUGAGGGCGACCGGGCGUCGAACAGGAUGGCUCCGAAAAGACAGCAGCAGCCGGGCACGGUGCGGAAGGAUGAGCGGCCGAGCAGCGCCAGGCUCACUGGAAGGCCGCAGGAAACGCUCAAGGGUCCGAGGGUGGGAGGAGGGAAUGGUGAUACUGCCAAGGGUACUGUUGGCGACCGGCUGGUGCAGCACGUGCGCCGGGAUUUCGAGGCAUCGACUGACAGGCAAAGGGAGCUGGAGGCCAAGGUGAGUGAGGGAGGGAGGGAGUGGCCGGAUGGGUAUGCUGCAUUGCGUGCGUGGGCAUCAGCAUCAGUUGCGUGUGUUGAUUUCUUUCACCCAGGUCGCGUAUCUGCGUAAUGAGAUGACGCAGAUGCAGCAAAAGCUGCUGGACGAGAAAAAGGAGAACGACAGGCUAGACUGGGACAGAAGGUCAAGCGACCCACAGCAUCAACAAACAGGAGACCCCCUUUAUUUUAUAUACGUUUCUCGUGUGACAUUCCUGGUAUGUGUGAUGACUGCAGGAGUGAACGGCAGCGCGCCAGUGAGAUCGAAGGCCGCAUGCGGUCGCUCGUGGAAGAGUAGGGGGAAGGACAUGCAGCGAUCCCAAAUGGAUGCGCCCAUUGGAUGUCUUGCACAGGCGCGAUGUGGCCUCUCGCGAGCGUCGGCGGCUGCAGGAGGAGCUCGAUAAGAAGGACCAAGACCUGAGAAAGAUGCAGCAGGUCAGCAGGACUGUCCAUCAUGCCCCAUCAGCUGCCGGUCUGAUCUUGCCUCUCAGGCCCUGGAGGCCUCGAAAGAGGCUGACAGCAUCGCAGCGGAGCAGCAGCAGCAGGCCGUCAUAGACCUUCACGUGCGUGAGAAGGAAGAAAAAACUUGACGACCGUCCAUGGUUCAUUCAUUUGUGUGUCCAUUGGCAUUGGUCAGAAGAGCCAGGAGUCCCUCCGCAGCUCUCAGGCGCAGGUGGUGCGGCUGGAGGAGGCGCUGGCCAGCGAAGAGCGGCUCAAACAAAAGGCUAUCGAGGAGCUAUCACGGACUAAAGAGGAGCUCAGGAACGCACUCAAAAAGUACAAAACGACACAAUGACGUGCAGCGCACUGACCGAUUAUCGGUUUCCUUCGUGUGACACGUGUAUGUGGGUGAACAGGGUCACCAGUCUGACUGGUCAGCUGGUGGACGCGGAGCGGAGCAUCCGGAAAUACGACGAGGAGCUCAAGUCCAAGAACGCCAGACUGGGUAGGAGAAGGGGUAUGCGCCACACCACACCAGACCACACACACACGACCAUAGCAAACAACACGCCAGCCCGCACGAGGCUCACGUUGUUCACCUCCCUCCCUCCCUGACAGAUGCGUUGCGUUCUGCGACGGCCAAGAAGCAGCGAGAGGAGGAGGUGCUCCAGACCAAGAAAGGAGAAAUCAUGCAGGUAAGUGCGCCAUACUCUCUGGUGGACGGCGUCACAUCGGUCGGUGACAUGACAUGAAUGAUGUCUGUGUGGUGCUGUCUGUGUUGGCCUCCCUCCCUCCCUCCCUCCCCCCCAAGCAGCUUGAGCGUGCACUCACUGCUGCUGAGGUGGAGCUGCGCCGCCAGAACGAUAUGUACGUGACCGAGAACAGGGAGAAGCUGCAGGCAAGCGCAGACACACACGCACACACACACACAGAGAGAGAGAGAGAGAGGAACGUUCUGUCGGUCAGGCCCGUGAGGAGCUCUCCACGACCAAAGCGGCGCUCGAACACAUGCAGUGCGUGAGAAACGCCCACACACAUACGGCCGCACAUCAGCACGCACACCAUCUGAAGUGCAAUGCACCGUCCUCCUGUUCGUUCAGAGCUCAGCUGGAUGCCGCACACGCCGAAAUACACCAGCUGAAAGAGGUGAAGAGCCCCACGCCCCAUCCCCAGCCAGCCGACACGCACACCGCUCUGCUGUUGCUGCAUCGGUCGGUCAGAGCCGUGACCUCCUUCGCCGUGAGGUGGAUGCGUACGCGUCACGACCGGCGCUCCGCCACCGCUCCCCCAACCUGUCGCCCACACGAGGAGACGACGCCGGCGUGGCUGGCGCUGGUGGUGGUGUGGAUGGUGAGAUGCUGGAGAGCCUCAAGAAGGAGAACGCUGAGCUGCAGAGGAAAUAUCAGGUGCGGCAGAAGCUGGUGUCCCACCUUGUGGCUUCGAUGAUUGAUGUUUUCCGUGUGUGUGCGUGUGUGUGUGUUGCAGGAGCUCCUGACGACCAAGACCAAUGUGGAUCGCAAGGCGUCGACCAACAGCCGGGCCCUCAUGACGCUCAAGGCCACCAACCAACAGCUGCAGAAAGAGCUCGAUGAAGCCCAAAAGAAGUGAGUGAGGGGACGAUGCCCACACACAUGCGUCAACUGGCUGAUGCACCGACAUGUAUGUUUCAGAGCACUGGAUGAGAAGAGGCUGCGCGAGCGGUGCCACUCGCAGACCAUCGCCACACUCGAGAAGAAUCGCCUUCUGCGCGCCAAGACGGAGAAUCUCCAGCAGCAGCUCCAGGACAACGAGAGGCAAAUCCGCAAAAGCCAGACGCAAGACUUCUACCGACACGUGUCGCGGCCCCUCUUCUCUUCCACGCGCAAGCCCCUGUCUCAGUCUGCGAGGCCUCCCUUGCCCCCAGCACGACAGAAAACAUCAGCAGCGGGCAGCCCCGCCUUCUCUUCCCUGUCGGCAUAUCGCUUCCAGCUGGCCGGCGAUGGCGUCACAUCCCUCACCCCUUCACACGAGAGGGACCGCACCCCUGCAAGCCACCCGGCACUUGCAGCUGGUGAAGACGGCCCCCUGCCUCCCCCAUUGAGACGACACACAUAUGACGAGGCGCAUCACGUCAGCAGAGACGAUGAGCACGUGUGGGUAGAUGACACUGAGCCGGUGGCGCGGCCACCGCCAGUGCCAGUGCCAGUGCCGGAGAGCCAGACGCUGCUGGAGGCGGCGUCCAACUCGCCCUCGUCUAUGCGGUCGCCUGUGUAUCCCCCGCUCGAUGGCAAGAGGCCCUUCUCCACUGGAGAUGAAGAUGGUGCAAAGGGCGAGAGAGCUGACAAGGACGGUGGGACGAUCGGUGGUGUUGGUGUGCCGGGUCAGAGCCUAGCAUUCUUGCGAGACUAUGUGGAGAGGGAGGAGAAGAAAAAGGACCACAUACGCGUCGCCAGGUACUUAGGGAGGCUCCACAACCAAACAAGCACGAUUGAUCCCCCUCCCUCCCAAUCAUUCAUUCACUGAAUGCGUGUAUGUUUCCUUCAGGGCGCCGGACCUUCCACCGUCCGCUAGCCGCCCCACGGACUCCCAGUCCCCUACCAUCGUGGCCCAGAAGCACCACCGGCUCACCCCUCCCCCGUCCCCACACCUGGACCCUAUCAGCGGCGACCUCUCUGAGCGGAGACCGCCCCUGCGCAUCGGCAUCGACCUCCCGCCACCGCCGCCAGAAAUGGACAGCAAGGCGGCGGAGAGGUCAAGGCCGGUGCGUGCCGUUUCUGCUGCUGCUGCCGGUGCGUAUGGGUGGGAGGGGGAGUCGGAUCAGCUGCAGCAGCUGCUCAACUCGGAGCCUGCAAAGCUGAGAAUCUGAUGGGUGGCAACAGAUCGAUGGGAUGGGUGGUGGACCAGGUGGAGCGGUGAAUCGCUUUCUUGUGUGCUGUUUGUGGUGCAUAGCUCUGCGGACCGUGCAUGCA
Molecule: messenger RNA, 3918 nt
Organism: Vitrella brassicaformis
Lineage: Eukaryota; Vitrellaceae
Source: the annotation of a GenBank genome assembly